AUGAAUACAUUUAAUAAUUUCAUAUUCCAAUCACCAACUAUUCUUUGUUAUGGAAAAGGGGCAAGUUCAGAAAUCGAAAAGAAAGAACUCAUUCCAAAAGGAGCAAGAGUAAUGAUGAUUUAUGGAGGAGGAUCUAUUAAGAAGAAUGGAGUAUAUGAAGAAGUUAAGAAAUAUGUUAAACCAAUUGUAGAAUUUGGAGGAAUUGAACCUAAUCCAGCACAUGAAACAUGUAUGAAAGCAGUUAAAAUUGCAAAAGAAAAUAAUAUUGAUUUUCUUUUAGCAGUAGGAGGAGGAUCAGUUAUUGAUGGAACUAAAUAUAUUGCACUUGCAAUGGAAUGGACAGCAACAGAAGAUCCAUUUGAUAUGUUUACUCAAAUGGAAAAAGCAUCAGCACCAAAAAGUAAAAUAGGAGUAGUAUUAACUAUUCCAGCAACAGGAACAGAAACAAAUAAUUUAUUUGUUGUAACAAAUUAUGGAAAGAAAGAUAAAGCACUUGGAUGUAACGAUUUAGUUAAACCAUAUUUUGCAAUUGUUGAUCCAUGUCAUUCAUUUACACUUCCAAAGAACCAGAUAAUUAAUGGAGUUAUUGAUUCAUAUGUUCAUGUUAUAGAACAAUAUAUUGGACAUUAUGAUUCAUCAGCAGUAGUAGAUAGAUUUUGUGAAGGAAUAUUAAAAGUUAUUACAACAGCAGGACCAAAAACAAUUGAAGAACCAAAUAAUUAUAAAUAUAGAGCAGAUUUUUGUCUUGCAGCAACAUAUGCAUUAAAUGGAAUUCUUGCAACAGGAAUUCAACAAUGUUGGGCAGCACAUAUGAUUGGACAUGAAGUUACUACAUAUUAUGGAGUAGCACAUGGAGCAUCACUUGCUAUGACAUGUCCAGGAGUAAUGAGAUUUAAUAAAGAAAAGAAUGCAAAAAAACUUGCACAACUUGCAGAAAGAGUAUUUGGAAUAGAAAAUGCUACAGCAGAAGAUGGAAUUAAUUGUACAAUUAAAUUCUUUGAAUCAGUAGGAGGAAUUACAAGAAUGAGUAAAUAUAAUUUUGAUCACUCACAUGUAGAAGAAAUUGCUAGUAAAUUUAAAGGAAGAAGAAUUGGAGCACAUCAUGAUAUUUCAUAUGAAGAAGUUAAGACUAUCUUAAAUGAUAUAUUCUAA
Molecule: messenger RNA, 1152 nt
Organism: Entamoeba dispar SAW760
Lineage: Eukaryota; Evosea; Mastigamoebida; Endamoebidae
Product: alcohol dehydrogenase, putative
Exons: 1
Coding region: 1-1152 (383 amino acids)
Molecular function (GO): metal ion binding; butanol dehydrogenase (NAD+) activity
Source: RefSeq, a predicted model, not a curated record